AAGAAAAAAAAGAGAAUAAGCUAGAAUAAGAUGAUAUCAAGAUCAAAAGUUGAGCAUAUUGUAUCUUUGAUAUUUAACGGAGUGAAUAUCAUUUUAUAUGCACUGGUAGUUGUAGCUGUCAUUUUCAAAUGCAUCAAAGGCAAUUUCGCAGAUAUUGUCAUGGGAAUAUAUGGCAUAGUUAUGGCCGCUCUUAUGAUUGUGAACGAGCUACAAGAAUUUGAAUUUUCAUAUCAUUACUUUUAUUUCCUUUCUACGUAUAGAGGAAGGGGGUUCCUAAUGGUGUUCUUUGGAUGCCUUGUAUUAGACACUGGCAUUGUGAAUAUAGUUGUUGGGACAUUGGUGUUAGCAGCAGGUCUUUUAUACAUUAUUCUAUCAUUUACAUCAAACUUUCCACCGCCAAACCCUAUUACAAUUAACUGGAGAAACUGGAAUGACUUUUCGGCUGAGGGCUUAGAUUUACCUCAUCAUAGAGGAGCUAAUGAUACAGUGGUGGUAAGGCUGAGUAGCUAUUUUAACUUUAUUUUAUGUCUUAAAACUGUUUAUAGAGUGAAAUGCAUGAGCGCUUAAAAUCGCCAGCACCUAUCGCACAUAAUCACCCAGUUAGUCUUAACGAUAUGAUUGAUCCAGAAAAGAAGCCCAUGAAGCAGCAACAACAAAAAAGACGAUGAUAAAUACAAUUUCCUUUGUUUCUAUUCAACUCUGACUACAGUCUGGAUGUUUUUUCUUGCUAUAUUCUAUUUGGAGAAAAGGGCAUAGAUAGCACCAUUUUCUCUUGUAAAUAUGACACACAAAUACCUUAACAUGUAUUUAGUAUUAUCUACUUUAAUGCUCUUUGCUCUUCAUUUGAUUUACUGAAAAUAAAAAAACACAAUAGUUAUUCUGAUGAAGCGUU
Molecule: messenger RNA, 892 nt
Organism: Gilbertella persicaria
Lineage: Eukaryota; Fungi; Mucoromycota; Mucoromycetes; Mucorales; Choanephoraceae
Product: COPI associated protein-domain-containing protein
Exons: 3
Coding region: 31-567 (178 amino acids)
Source: RefSeq, a predicted model, not a curated record